Molecule: messenger RNA, 3330 nt
Organism: Miscanthus lutarioriparius
Lineage: Eukaryota; Viridiplantae; Streptophyta; Magnoliopsida; Poales; Poaceae
Source: the annotation of a GenBank genome assembly
AUGGCCGCCACCGCCGGGGCGUCGGACGACAGCGGUAGCGUCGGCGGCGGAGGGGGCGGCGAGCGGAUGAAGCUGCUGUGCAGCCUGGGCGGGCGCAUCCUCCCGCGCCCGGGGGACGGCACGCUGCGGUACGCGGGCGGGGACACCCGGAUCGUGUCCGUGCCGCGCGGGGUGUCGCUGCCGGACCUCCUGGCGCGGCUCGCCGACGCGUACGGCGGCGCCACGGGCCCGCACUUCGCCGUCAAGUACCAGCUCCCCGACGAAGGGCUCGAUGCACUCAUCUCCGUGUCGUCGCCGGAGGAUCUCGAUAACAUGGUCGAGGAGUACGACAAGCUCAGCGGCGCCAGCCCGAAGCUGAGGGUGUUCAUCUUCCCCAUCCUGGAUGCGGCGGGCGGCAUCGGCGCCACCGGCGGGGAGGAGUUGGAGACCGGGAGCUUCGACGCGGGCCUUCGGUACCUGGAGGCCGUCAACGGCAUUGUGCGCAAGGACAGCAUCGCGAGCCUCUCGUCCACGCAGUGCUCUGAUGGGGGGCUGCCCCCUCCGGCGCCGUCAGGUGGCGGCGGCGGUCCUGGGUCUCCAGCUGGGCUCUCCCCCACCUCCACUAGCUCAAAUGAUGCUGCGAGAUCGAACAUCAGUGGGGCUGGGGUGGCGCCUCCGCCCCUUGUUGAUGUCUUGAGCAAUGCUGCUCCUGCUUCAGUACAGGUUAAGCCACAGGAGAUUGCUGCUGAAGGGAGGGCUCCCCAGGCGAAUCCACAUCCGCAUCCAGAGGUAGCUACACAUCCCCAUCCGGAGGCAGCGAGGUACCGGCAACCACUAUCACAGCUGCCACCACUGCCUCCUGUGUUCAUGAACGAUCAUAGAGAUGCCAUUCAGGGUCUGAAUCAGCAGCCACCAGGUCACGGUCCAAGAUUCGAGGACUGCCACAUGUGCUUGAAGGCAUUGCCUCACGCCCACUCUGAUCUGGUGGUGAAUGAGUAUGGCAAUGAGGUGCAUGGAGGGGCUGCUCCUGAGCCCGGGCCUGUGUUCAUGAGCCUGCUUCCUGAAGAUGUGGCAAGGAUGAUGAUACCAGAGAGGGGUGUUCAGGCACCAAUGGGGGCUUAUGGAUACACACAUAUGCAUCCAGUGCCACAGGAGAGGGUGUAUGUGCCCAAGAUGGAAGGGGUUACAAACUCAGUGCUCAUUGAUCCAACUGGCUUGCAUCAGCAUGUGUAUGUGCAGCAGCAGCAGCAGCAAAUGCCGCCGCAACAGUUGCCAUCGACCUAUGGGUUUAGCCAUAUUCCUGUGAUUCCUAGCGAGAAGGACAGAGUAGUUUCUCCAAGUUCUGCCCAUACUGAUGUUGCGAGCUCUCAUCAUCAAUUUGUGCAGCAGUCACAGCAGCAUUUACCUUCUGGCCAUGGGAUGCCUCACUAUUCAGUGAAGCCUGCUAGUCCCAAUAACCCGCUUGCUGGUGAAGGUAGUGCAAGUGGCAAUUCAAGCCAUCGUGAGGAUGGACAGGUGUAUCGUGACAAUGCGCCUCCAGUAGCACCUGUGGCUGUGCCAACGUACAUGGCAAAUGUGGACAGGAUGAUGGAUUCACUCCGGAUGAGCCCCAGCGAGGUUUCUGGCUCUACUGAAAAAAGGAAACAUGCAAUGUCUCCUGACAGUGGUUUACCCCAGAAUGCAGUGCCAGAUCACUCUCAGGGGCAUCCAGAGAAUAGUAUCAGUACCUGGCCAGAUACCCGAGCAAAUGAGGUUCAUCCAAGCAACACCAAUACUUUUUUUGAUGUUAGUGAACCAAAGGUAUUGCUUCAAACUGAAUCUGCACCACCACCUUCUGCGGCCAGCUCUUAUCUGCACAAUGUCCAGCAUGUUAAUAUGAGCCAUGUGCCACAUAUGAUGAGCAUUGGGGGACUCUAUUCUAGUUAUGUUGUUGCUACAGUCGGACCUGGUGGAUUGCCUCAAUCAACUUAUGGUAUUGAUAUGGUCUAUCCAAAUGCCACUGUUAAUCCAGUGAGUGAGAGAAGAGAUGUUCCGCCUGAAGUUUAUCACAAGGAAGCUCCACAUGAAGUCGUAGCUCCUCCAAACACAGUUCAGUUGCCGACAGCAGCAUUGCCAAACCAUGCUCCAUAUGUGGAUCAAGCAGCUGCAAAUGCACAUGCACUGCCACCAAGACCUAAGAGGGUAGCAAGCAGGGAGAACAUCAGCCCAAAGGAUCCCCAUCCACACAACUCUUUGUUGAACUGCAAAGGGCCAGAUCUGAAUAUUCCAGCUGAGGAUGUUUCUCUCCAGAAACAGUCAGAUCACAAAGGUGAUGACAUCUCUAACCCAGAUUUACUGAGUAUGGAGGAUGGGUUAGCUACAUCUAAAGCUCAGUCAUCCGAGCCUCAACCUCCUCUGGUAAAUGAUGGAGUUGGGGCUGUUACCAAUAAAGUAGAAGGUGAAGUCCACCCCAACGAGGGAAGCGUGCUGGUUUCCAAGAGCAGGCCAGCAGAUUGGAUUUCAGGAUUUCCAGUUUCAGAUGGAUGCCUGCAGGUUAUAAAGAACAAUGACCUUGAAGAGCUCCAAGAGCUUGGUUCUGGAACUUUUGGAACUGUCUAUCAUGCCUUUGGAAUGGAAUACUUGCAUAGCAAAAACAUCGUGCACUUUGACCUGAAAAGUGACAAUUUGCUUGUUAAUUUAAGGGACCCUCAGCGUCCAAUAUGCAAGGUUGGUGACCUUGGGCUUUCAAAAGUGAAGUGUCAGACCCUCAUCUCUGGAGGUGUCCGGGGAACACUUCCAUGGAUGGCCCCAGAACUUCUGAAUGGUAGCAGCAGCUUGGUCUCAGAAAAGGUUGAUGUAUUCUCUUUUGGGAUUGUUCUCUGGGAACUGCUAACAGGAGAAGAGCCAUAUGCAGAUUUACACUAUGGUGUUAUAAUAGGUGGCAUUGUGAGCAACACUCUACGGCCGCCAGUGCCCGACUCCUGUGACCCAGAGUGGAGGUCACUAAUGGAGCAAUGCUGGUCAACAGAACCAUCUGAGCGGCCAAACGAACGGGGCAAAAGAAGGAGAAACGCACACGUCAAAAACCAGCAGGAAACAACCGCAUCAAGCCAAGUUCAUUGCACUCUGCGACGUGAUGUUAAUGGUACUCCCAAACUGCGACACAUCACGGAUAUGUUUGAAAAAGGGUCGAUUAAAAACCAGCAGGAAACAACCGCAUCCAGCCAAGUUCAUUGCCCUCUGCGACGUGAUGUUAAUGGUACUCCCAAACUGCGACACAUCACGGAUAUGUUUGAAAAAGGGUCGAUUAUUGCACUGCCCAGUCAUGCAGGGCACACUUACACACCCGACAUCGAGAACGACCUGCAAUGA